CGGAAACAGAAUAUUUGUUGUAGUUUUCUGCGUUUACCGCUGAUGGAGCUAGCUGUGUUGUGGCGGGUGGUACUACACAAUGAAUCUGGUCCGCAAACGCAAGUCCAGCUCUCUCAAAGGUGGCCCUGACAAAUAUAUUAGGACAGAGAAACCACAGUCUACGAGACCACCAGCAUCUUACAAUGCAUCAUCACCACUCACAACAGAGGCCAGUGGCAUUGUCACAACUUCCAAGGAGGAGAGAGGCCUGGAGGUCCAUGGGACAUCGUCGCCAUGGAGACGAUCUCCCAGGUUCAAGAGUCAAGGCCUGCUUGGCCAGGUUCACAGCGCAGACCUUGUUGCUGAGGGUCAGGUGGAGAAUGAAGAGGAGGCCGUCCAAUGCAGCCCUGCACAUUGCCCCCCUCAGACAGAAGAGGAUACAGACACUGACCUGGUCAUCACCAUGGAUGAAAGGCAUGGCGGGGGACGCAAGGGCAGCAGGAAGAAGGGAGGGGUAAAGAGGAAGAAGAGAGCUGCGGACGGAGAGGUGGGGUACAGAGAGCAGGAAGGGGCCGGUCCCGAGGUGGAGAUUGACAGGGAGCUGGACCGUGAGCUGGAGAACAAGUCCAGACAACACAACCUGACCACCGCCAACGUCCGCAACAUCAUUCACGAAGUGAUCACCAAUGAGCAUGUGGUGGCCAUGAUGAAAGCCGCCAUCAAUGAGACGGAGGCUGUGCCUGUCUUUGAGCCCAAGAUGACACGUUCCAAAUUCAAGGAGGUGGUAGAAAAAGGAGUGGUCAUUCCCACUUGGAACAUCUCCCCCAUCAAAAAUGUCAAUAAAGAGAAGGCCCAACAGUUUGUGGACAUUCAAUUAGCAGAGGAAGACUCCUCUGAUGAAGAGUACUGCCCCGACGAAGAGGAGGAGGACGAGACAGCGGAAGAUACAUUUCAGGAAAGUGACAUGGAGAGCACGGCCUCGUCUCCAAGGGGAACCAGAGGAGGCUUCCACAGGAAAAUAAACACAGAGUGGGACGACGACAGGAGCUGCAGCCCCAUGCAGGUUAAUCGCAGCAGGUCCAGACACCUGAGGGUGGAGGUUGUCCCCAUGGGCCCUCCCCCUCCCCCCCAGCCCUCCUCCUCCUCUGGCCCCCAGGGAUUCUAUACCACAAGGACCCCUCCAGAAUUCAGCUUCCUUGAGAAGCUCCAUGCCGUGGAGGAGGAGCUGGCCAUCGGCCCCGUCUGCCUGGAGCCCUACCAGCCACCCCUGGCGGACGGUCUAAUGGCGUGUCGUACCCGCUCCAAGAGGCCCCUCCGGGACGUCCCCAUGGGCCAGCUGGAGGCAGAGCUCCGUGCCCCCGACAUCACGCCCGACAUGUACGGGUGUGGCUCGGCCCCCGAGGACCCUGAGUGGACCCACUGGCUGCAGGGCAUCAUGACCUCUAACAUGUACAACGAUGAGGAAGGCGAUGAUGAUGAUGACGACCCUGAGUAUAACUUCCUGGCGGAGAUCGACGAACCCGACGUGGAGGAUUACCGUAAUGACCGUGCAGUCCGCAUCACAAAAAAGGAAGUGAACCAGUUGAUGGAGGAGUUGUUUGAGACGUUCCAGGAUGAGAUGACUGCUCAGGAGCAAGAUGGGGAGGGACACGAGGAAGAGGAGGAGAGGGAGGAAGAGGCACCUUCCCUGGGGACACCCGCCCUGGAGACACCCAUCUUCAACACCCUCCCUGAUAUCCUGUUAGAGGAGCCCAUGGCAGAGAUGACGGCAGGGUGCUACUGUACGGUGAAGGAGCAGCUGGAUGCCAUUCGGCGUCGCCGGGCACUGCUGGAGAGCCAGGGCCUGUUGGUGCCCAGCAGCCUCAUCCCCAAGCCCCGGGAGCCCCCGCCUCCAUUCACCCCCACCCUCUCCCACCAACAGGGACUCCAGCUGCAGCAGCAAGUCCAACAGCACGUCCAGCUCCUGACCCAGGUCCACAUGUUGACCAGCCCAGUGGCUGCACUGCAGAGCGAAGCUGCCGCCACCAAGCAGUUCCUGAUGGAGUUACAGAUGUUUGCCCAGCGUGGGGAGUUGACCCGGGGCCCAGUGGAGCCAGGCUUCACCAGUGUGUUCAGAGCCUGUAACCUAGAGGCAGCACUGUCACUACUGGAGGAGCUCAGACUGUCCCCAAUCCCUUACCAAGAAGCCCCUAACAAGCCACGAACAUGCAGGAGAGUCCGAAAGCACCCGUCGAUGCCCCCUCAGCUGGCAUGGCUGUUUGCCACACGGCCGGUGUUCCUGUACCCUGAGCUACUGCCCCACGUCAGCCUGGACCCAGCCCUGCACUCUGCCCGCUCCGUCAGCAUGUUCACCGCAGGAGAGGACUGCCUGAUCGUCCUGGGCCUGAGGAACCUGGGGGAGACCCUCCAGCCCAAGGAGCUGCUGUGUCACUACCUGCUCCGCGCCAAGAGGGUCUCUCAGCUCCGUGACCACAUUGUGGAGAUGUGUAAACCCACCCAUCCCAACAACGUCAUCAAGGCCUACCGACUCCAGAAAGUGGUCCAUCCCAUGCCAGUGGCCUGUGACCCAGUGAAGCCGGGUGACCUACGCCCUUCAGUGGAGAGAGAGGAGAGAGCCAUGCCCGGAUGGUUGAGGAGAAGUUUGCCUUAUAUCUACGAGGCAAUCAGAGAACUCAACAGCUCGCCAGAUACAGAAGCCAUGUCGGCCUGUCAAUCAAAGAAAGCCCCACUCGUCACUCUUCUCUUCAGAUCCUCCAGAACCUUGGACUACAGCUUCCCUCCCGGGACUCGCUACCCGCCCCAACUCCCCGACAGCCUUUCAUUCCAGCGCUGCGGCUUCAGGCGCUGGCACCGUCCACCACCCUGUGACCUCUCGCUGUCCCUGGCCGUAUCGCACAGUGCCACCCAGAGUCUGGGAAGUGGAACUACACGCUCAGAAAGUAAAAGUAAUUCCCAGACAGGUGCUGUGAUUCAGCAGUGCAUGGCCCACCAAAAACUGCAACCCAUUCAGCCUGCAACAUCCAAACCUCCUUCUCUUCAGCAUCCCACCAAGCCUCAUCUGAAACGUCCCCUCAGGCCUCAACCUUCCCAGAAGCCCCUGCAGGUCAUCCUCAAUUUGCCUGCCCCAGUGGCCGCAGCUGUCCUUUGUCCCGCCCCUUCCACCAGGGUGUUGGCCUCUCGGUUGUCACAUUCCGCUCCAUUGGCCAAAGACCUGGUUACUCGGAAGUGCAGCAUGUUCGCCAACCUCCGCAGGCUGCCCAGGCUGCUGCCAGCUCCUCCACCCAACAACAAGAACCCUCCCCAAACAAACCUGAAUACCGUGACCCCCAACAGUGGAGCAAACCACCUUUUGUUGCCCCAUAUGAGUAGUAGAACAGCCUCCACUAUUACUGAAACCCAAACCUCGGUCUCUACUAUGACUCCUAUCGAACAAUUCAAGAACAAAUCCUCCAGGACCAGCCGGCGGGUGACGGAGAAACGCAAAAGCAGCCUGAAGAGUGAGGGGCAGCCCCAGCCUUCAGCCUCCCCGGAACCCCCUGCACUGGACCAGGCUCUGACCCCGGACGACUAUGUCACAGUUAUAAUGGAGAAAGAGGAGGUGGUGAAGGAAGAGGGGGGAGAUGAGGAGGAUGAGAGGGAAGAGAAAGAUGACUGUGGCAGGGAGGAUGGGGAUGGAGGUGAUUUUGGAAUGCCUCUCCUGGCCCUGUCGGAGUCCUCUGCCAGCCCCACGGGGAGCGUUGACUCCGUUAACCCCACGGAGGAGUCAGAGGAGGGGCAGGAGAUAACGCUGACCCUAUCGCCCGGGCCGUCGGACAUGGGGGAUGGAGGGUGGGAGGGUGAAGAGGGAAGGGAGAACAGAGAUCAGGAGAUAGAGGAAGUGUUGUCACCAGCCUCCGAGGAGUCCAUGUUGUCCGUGCCAGAGCUGCAGGAGACGAUGGAGAAACUGUCAUGGCUGGCGUCAGGAGGGAGGUCAGAUGACUCGGAAGAGGGUGAACGAUCAGGCACACCGUCAGGCUGCCAUAGUAGCAGCCCCAACCCUUCCAGCUCAAGGGAUGAGCAGCAUCACACUGGAGAAGUCGGAAGCAAAGGGAGGUCCAAAAGCCCACCGAUCCUCUACGACGAUGACGACCUACUUGACAGCGACCCCCUGAGGGAGAAGAAGGAAAUAGCCUUCGCUCAGAAUUAUCUCAACAGGGUGUGCCAUGCCCUGCAGGAGGUGCCGGGGCGCGUGGAGGAGUUUCUGGAGGUACUCUAUGAGUUUGAGCAGGAUGGAGAUGAGCACACCUCUGUGGAACUCUUCACGAGGCUAAAGCAUGUUCUGAACGAGUGGCCUGAGCUGCUCCGAGACUUUGCAGCCUUCCUCCAUCCCGAACAAGCCCAGGAGUGUGGACUGCUCGCAGAGCAGCAGGCAUUUGAGCGUAGCCGGCGCUUCCUGCGACAACUGGAGCUGAGCUUUGGGGAAAACUCCUCCCACUACCGCAAGAUAGUGAGCAUCCUUCAAGGAGGCCCUACUCUCAGUCCUGCUGGCAUCAAGGAGGUGAAGGCUCAGAUAGCCAACCUUCUCCGAGGUCACAGCCGCCUGCAGGGGGAAUUCUGGGUGUUUUUCAACGAGCUCCACUUACGGCCCUCGCUGCAGUGUCAGACUGAGAACAGAGGCUGUGGUGAUGUGACCAACACAAACUCCACUUCCCAGAAGUCAUCAGCAGCAAAUAAACCUAAGAGAUGCCAAGGCACUAAAACCCCAAAAGCCACACAAGUAAGGGAGGAUGAAGCGGACAAGGAGAAAGAAGGGGAUCACUACGUCCUCUCUGAGCACUCAGUCUGUGCCAAAAACAUCUCGCUUACACCCAGUGGAGAGAAAGUCAUCCUCUGGACCAGGGAGGCGGACCGUGCCAUCUUGACCGCCUGUCAGCAGAAGGGAGCAAAGAAAAUAACCUUUCAAGCCGUCUCCGCCCAACUUGGCAACAAGACCGCCAAUGAGGUUUGUGACCGUUUCCAGGAUCUCAUGCGCCUUUUCCGCUCCUCCACCCAGCGGGUGUGCUCCGACGAGGAGGUCAGUGACACAGAGCAGCCAACCAGCAGCAGAGAGCCAGACCCGGACUGAACAGGACCCAACACCAGUGGAACAGUAAAAGUCAGCUGGACUGACGAGACUGCAGUCCAAGCCACAGAAAAGGAGGGGCACUUGACUGUGCUUCCUCUCUGACUCAACACUACUGAGGGUGCAGAAAUAUGGGUACGUCUCCCGUUGAUGGCAUAAAUGCAGGGCUAUUACGACACAGCCAGGACUCAAUGUUUAUGUGCUGGUAUGCAUAGGCGAAGUACAAAGGUUCCAAAUGUGUGAAUAUGUUCAGGCCAUGAGGUUCCUAGUGUUAUGAGGUGCUAAAAUGUGAAAUAGAAUCCCUCUUGAAUGUAUGAAGGAGAAAAGUGCAUAAGAUGUACAAGAGGUCUUGGAGCUGUGUCGGGCUACAAGUAAUAUUAGAUGAGCUCGAGGGCCUUCCAAAUCACAAGAGACACAUUGCACAGUAAGAAUCAGCGUAGACAAUGGUGCAAUCGUGAUUCAUUAAAUUGUCCGCUGAAAUGUAAAAAGAGAAUAAAAAUGGACAAUUGAUUGCCAACUGUAGUGUUUUCAUUAUGACGUGGAUUGACUGAUACUGAAGAGUUAGAGAUGUCAAGCAUUCUUUGCUGGUUGCUAAAUGACUGUUUGAAUAAAGUGUACAUCAUUGUUUUAUACAAUGACUACCAGACUGUUA
Coregonus clupeaformis (lake whitefish) is the source of this 5732-nucleotide messenger RNA. Its product is annotated as GON-4-like protein. Gene Ontology annotation, molecular function: transcription coregulator activity. Gene Ontology annotation, biological process: regulation of DNA-templated transcription. The transcript has 28 exons. Lineage: Eukaryota; Metazoa; Chordata; Actinopteri; Salmoniformes; Salmonidae. Bases 80 to 5083 code for a protein of 1667 amino acids. Gene Ontology annotation, cellular component: nucleus. The record is from RefSeq and is a predicted model, not a curated record.